AUGAUCUACCGCGAAGUACUCGUCUCAGGACGACCCAUCCGCCCAAGAUCACUGGGCCCUUCAGACAACCCAGUACACCUUGCCCUUUUCUUGACUUGCAGACAAGUCUACCACCAGGCAUGCGAGAUUCUCUACAAGGAGAACUGUUUUGCCUUUGGACCGGGCAUCUUAUCAAGACACGUAUCUUACGUCGCAAAGUUGACGGCCCCAACAGGCCCUCAGGCCAAGUCUGGACGCAAGACGAAGUCGAAAAACUCCAAGAACCUUACCACAGCCGAGAAAGCAGCAUCCAGGAACAAGGCCAAAUGGAAUGAUCAUCUCGUACCCGUUGUCAGGACGGCCUCGCCGAGUAGCGAUAUCAACUUUUUCCUCGACCACGUAUCCAGAUCAAACGCAAAGCUCAUCCGACACGUCCAGAUUCGAGCAUUCCCGUGGCGGUGUUGGAGCGACGACGACGUUCUCGAAAAGGAGGUUCGACCCCUGGUCUCGGCUAUCGAGAGGCUUCCCUGCGCCUUCAGGACUUUCAACAUUAUCAUGCCCGGAGAUAUCGAAAAGUCGAUGAUCAACGCGAUGAAACCUUCGAAGGAUAUGCCGCCAGGCUUCGAUGAUAUAUGGCCUGAACACACAUUGGUCAACCCCGAGGAGAAGAGCAUUUGCACCUUCCUGGCGGAUGUCUACAAGUUGAUGAGGCGCAUUCGCAACGUCCAGGAAGUGUUGAGAGUGGACCAUCCCGGGACGCCGUCUAAUCAACAGAGCAAAGCGAAGGAGUUUCUCAGGCAGGCUGGAUGGAAGAACGUUGGCGAUAUUGAAGAAGUACCUGAGGCUCCUCAUCCUAUGCUUAGGUACAUCGAGAAAGAGCUUGGCGUGGACUUGAGAAUAUGGGGAUAA
Colletotrichum karsti is the source of this 888-nucleotide messenger RNA. RefSeq lists its product as uncharacterized. The record is from RefSeq and is a predicted model, not a curated record. The coding region runs from base 1 to 888 and encodes 295 amino acids. NCBI's taxonomy places the organism in Eukaryota, Fungi, Ascomycota, Sordariomycetes, Glomerellales, Glomerellaceae. The transcript has a single exon.